Molecule: messenger RNA, 1013 nt
Organism: Podospora pseudocomata
Lineage: Eukaryota; Fungi; Ascomycota; Sordariomycetes; Sordariales; Podosporaceae
Exons: 3
Coding region: 509-898 (129 amino acids)
Source: RefSeq, a predicted model, not a curated record
GGUAAAUUCAAUUGAAUCUCUAUUUUCUUUGUUUGUUGUUUUCGCGUCGUGCUCCGAUGGGUUUAAAUGAAACAUCGAGCCCAUGGUUCGGCGCCCGUCGACCGGUACCUUGCCGGCAAACGCCCAUCGCCGAGUAUAUUUUGAGGGCCUUUUAAGGUUCUUGUAGAUUCAAUCGUGGAAGCUUUCUCCACUUCCCCAAACUUUCCCCUGGCAUCCGGGACGGCAUCGAACAUUGCCAUCAUCACCAGGCAGAGGCGGGAAGACCAGCCAAACGGAGACAUAUCUCCACGCCAGCCUUUCCCUAUCAGCAGGUCGCGCCAGGCUUCAACAUGUAUGAAUGCGGGGAUUGCUAUCGCCGCUUCCCCAGCGGCUGGCGCACCCGUGACCAGCACUGCAAGGCCACCGACCGGCCACAGCAUUCCCGAUUUUGAGUGCUUCACUUGUGUCGAGUACUUCAACGACAACUGGGACCGCUCUGAGCACAUGUGGGACUACUGCCAUCUUCCCGAUGAAUACUACGAAUGCGAGAAAUGCAUCGAGGUUUUUGAGACCCAGUCCGAGGCCACCAGACAUGAGGUUGAGCGCCAUCACUAUUGCCACGUCUGCGAUCGCACCUUCGACAAUCUCAACAGAUCCACCCAGCGACUCGCCUCUGAUCUCGGACUGCCAGCGCCUGGCGAACAAUCUUUCUGGGAAUGGCACCUUCAAGUACAGCAGCUUUGGCAGGCACAAGACGCUUGCUCAGUAUGAAUCUUGCGCGUUUGGCGUUGAGGCGGAUGAGUACUGGAUUAAUAGUAUUACGCAUAUUGGCGAUCAGGAUAUUGUGGAGCCGGAAUACGGGAGUGGAUGUGUAUCACUGGUCGUUGCUGGACUCGGGAACCUAAAUAGAAUAAUAUAAUACUGAAGGUUAUAGGUCGACGGUCCACGGUCCCGAGAGUUAUAUAUACGGAGGAACUAGAUAGCUUGAGGAUAGUUCCGCAGCAUGCAAUUACAAGUCACAUUCGUUGGUAUCA